This is a messenger RNA of Dromaius novaehollandiae (emu), 2729 nucleotides long. RefSeq names its product phosphatidylinositol-4,5-bisphosphate 4-phosphatase 1 (gene PIP4P1). Gene Ontology annotation, biological process: phosphatidylinositol dephosphorylation. Bases 67 to 843 code for a protein of 258 amino acids. The record is from RefSeq and is a predicted model, not a curated record. The transcript is spliced from 7 exons. Gene Ontology annotation, molecular function: phosphatidylinositol-4,5-bisphosphate 4-phosphatase activity. Gene Ontology annotation, cellular component: plasma membrane; late endosome membrane; lysosomal membrane. NCBI's taxonomy places the organism in Eukaryota, Metazoa, Chordata, Aves, Casuariiformes, Dromaiidae.
CGGCGGCCGCGCGUGAGGCGAGGGGAGGGGAGGGGGCGGGGCUACGGCGGCCGGCGAGGGGCGGCCAUGGCGGACGGCGAGCGCUCCCCGCUGCUGCCGGCCGAGCCCGAGCCCGGCGCGGCGGCGGCGGCGGCGGCGGCGGCGGCGCCCGCGACCCCCCCCGGCGCGGGGUCGCCGGGGGCGGGGCCCGGAGCGGAGGCCCCGCCCCCUUACUCGCCAUUGGGCAGCCCCGAGGGGGGGGCGGGGCCGGCGGUGACCUGCCGCGUCUGCCAGAGCCGCAUCAGCGUCGAGGGCAAAAGCCACCAGCACGUGGUGAAGUGUCACGUGUGCAACGAGGCCACCCCCAUCCGCACGGCGCCCGGCGGCAAGAAGUACGUGCGCUGCCCCUGCAACUGCCUGCUGGUCUGCAAGGCCUCAUCGCAGCGCAUCGCCUGCCCCCGGCCCUACUGUAAGCGCAUCAUCAACCUGGGCCCGGUGCAGGCCGGAGCCCCCAGUCCCGACCCCCAACCGGGGGGACGACGGGUGGCGUGUGGCCACUGCGGGAGCCCCUUCCUGUGGACGGAGUUCUCGGAACGGACCUUGGCCCGGUGCCCGCACUGCCGCAAAGUGUCGGCCGUGGGGCGCCGCUACCCCCGGAGACGCUGCGUCUGCUGCUUCCUGCUGGGGCUCGUCAUGGCCGCUGCCGGCGCCGGCCUGGCGGUGGGCACCUGGGGGGCGGCGCGGCGCUUCGGGGGGCUCCACGCGGCCUGGGCCCUGCUGGCGGCGGCGGCCGGCGCCUGUCUGCUGCGCGCCGGCUACUGGGGCUGCGUCCGCGUGAGCCACCCGCUGCCCGGCCCCGCCUGAACACGCCUGAACACGCCUCGACACGCCCCGACACGCCUCGACGCGCCUCGACGCUUCGUCACGCCGCCACGCGCCGCCACACGCCUCGUCACGCCUCGUCACGCCUCGUCACGCCUCGCUGGCGCCAGCCCGGGGGAGCCACGCCGCCCGCGCGCGCUCCCACACGCCUCCCACACGCGUGUGCCGGGGAGGUGUGGCAGCUUGGCGCACCUAGACACGCUUCGGCACGCUCUGACACGCUAUGGGCACGCUUUGGACACGCUGCGGCGCGGCGCGGCACGCUUUGAGGCGCCUCGACUCGCUUAAACACGCUUCGGCACGGCUCAACACGCUUUGGACACGCUUUGGCGCAGCUUAACAUGCCUUGAGGCGCCUUGGCACGUUUCGACACGCUAAGACGCGCUUCAACGCGGCUCAACACGCUUUGAGGCGCCUCGGCACGCUGCGACACGGCCUGACACGCUUCGACAUGCUUCAACACGCUUCGACGCGGCUUGACACGCUUCGACACGGCUUGAAGUGCUUUGAUGCAACUCGACACGCUUCGACACGCCUCGACACGGUCAACACGUCUUGACACACCUUGAAACGCUUCAACACACAUUGACGUGUUUCAGUGGGGUUCGACACGCUUUGACACGCCUUGACACGCUUCAACACGGCUUGACGCGCUUCGGUGCAGCUCGACACAGUGGGUCAACAUGCCUCGACACGGCUGGACACGCUUUGAGGCGCCUUUGACACGCUUCGACGUGCCUCAACACGCUUCAACGCGGCUUGACACGCUUCGGCGCGGCUCAACACGUGUUGACGUGGCUCAACAUCACGGCUCAACACGCGUCAACACGCUUCAACACGCUUUGACCUGCCUUGACGCAGCUCGAGACACCGUGAGGCGCCUCGACGCGCUUCAACACGCCUCGACACGCUUCGGCGCGCCUUGACAUGCUUCGACACGCCUUGACACGCUUUGGCAUGGCUGGACACGCCUUGAGGCGCCUCGACACGCUUCGGCGCGGCUCGACACGUGGCGACAUGGCUCGACAUGGCGGCCGAACACGCCUCGACACGCUUCAACCCGCCUCAACACGCCUCGGGGUGGCUCAACACGCCUUGAGGCGCCUCGACACGCUUCAACACGCCUCGACACGCUUCGACAGGCUUUGACACGCUUUGACAUGGCUCAACACGCUUCGACACGCGUUAACACGCUUGGACACGGCUCCGCUCGCCCCCCCCCACGCGUGUGGGCGGGGUUUGGCAGCAUUCGAGGCGUCUCGACACGCUCCAACACGCUUCGACACGCUUCGACACGCAGCGCAGCGCGGCGGCCAUCUUGCAUGGCGAAGCUCCGGCGUGGCGGCCAUCUUGCGACGGCGGCUUCCCAUGGGGGCGGCCAUCUUGGAAUGGCGGCCUCCCAUGGGGGCAGCCAUCUUGGAAUGGCGGCCUCCCAUGGGGGCAGCCAUCUUGCAAUGGCGGUCUCCCAUGGGGGCAGCCAUCUUGGAAUGGCGGCCUCCAUGGCGGCGGCCAUCUUGGGUGGCCAGGCCGCGGCGCUGCGGCCAUGUCGGACAGACGCCCUCCGCCGCGGCGGCCAUCUUGGACCCGCCAACCCCCCCCCCCCGGUACGGCGCCCGGGACCCGCUUCCGCCCUCCCCCUUCCCAGCAUGCACUUGGCGACGGGGAGGAGCGCGUGGCCCCCCCCUUCCAAUCCCACAAUGCCCUGGGGCCCGCUAGCCCCGCCCCCUCCGCGAGGCCCCGCCCCUCCUGCUGUACAUAAGCCCCGCCCCCCGCGUGUACAUAUAUUUAAUGGCUCCUCCCCCUCCGGCGGGGGCAGGGCAGAGACUGUAAAUAAAGGCCCGGACGCCUGGGCCCCUCGGCCUCCCGGA